GCAUGCCUCGCGUUUAGCCGGAGGCCUGGAACUAUUAUUUUCGUCGUUUGAAUAUCAGAAAACAACAUUUCUGUCUCGUAAUGGAAGAAAUUCUCCGAAAGCUUCAAAAAGACGCCUCUGGGAACAAAUAUAAAGCUCUGCGCGAUGUGUGCGCCGUGGCGUGCGAAACCCUGGAGGCUCAAAAUGGAUCCAUUAAGACGUCUGCAUCUAAGGUCAGGGAGAGAUGCCUCUUCCCACUUAAGCUUGCACUCGAAUCCAAAAACCCAAAGCUGGCCCAGACAGCUCUCACGGGAAUGCAGAAGAUCCUGUGUGACGAUCGCUUUGUCGCUGUGGAACCAGAAGUGCCAGAGAAGCAGCUGUUAAGUCAAAUGCUGGAUGCUAUCAGCGUGACCCCCAUGCUUCAUGAAGAUCUACAGGUGGAAGUCAUGAAGGUCUUGCUUUGUAUCACAUACUCCUCCAGCUUUGAGUUCAAUGGCAACAACAUCUUGAGGAUUGCUGAGGUGUGUAUCCAGACAUACAUAUCAAGUUGUCAUCAACGCAGCAUCAAUACAGCUGUAAGGGCCACACUUAGUCAGAUCCUGGGUGACCUUACUCUUCAACUACACCACAGACAGGACAGCUUGGGUGCCGAUGAACGUGGCCGUACAGUGCCUACAAGCAAACGCAAAGACUUUUCUCCCACCACAGCAAUGCUGUAUGAGGACGUGGUGACUGUCCUCAUUGUAUUCUGCGAAAAACUGGAGUCUGUUUCAAGUGAGAACCAGCUGUUGCAGCUGCUGUAUCUCGAGUGCAUUUUAGCCAUGCUCAGCAGCUGCCCUCCCACAAUGCACCUGAACCGCAACUUCACUGAUCUUGUCUGGAAGCAGCUGUGUCCAGUUCUGGUGGUGAUCACGGGCAACCCUGUCAAUGAUAAGACCAUCACAUCUGCUCACGGAGCUCCAUCACAGGAGGUGGAGACUGCACUCGGGUCAGGGGUUAGUGAUCAGGGCCGGGGUUCUGGCUGUUCCUCCAGUGCCCCUGCCAUGAUUGGACCAGUGAUCCGCACCAUCUGCUACAUCGCGGCCGAACUUGUCCGGCUAGUGAGCUGCGUGGAAUCCAUGAAGCCUGUGCUGCAGUCUCUCUACCACCGCAUCCUGCUCUACCCGCCUCCACAGCACAGACUGGAGGCCAUCAAGAUCAUGAAGGAGAUCCUCGGUAGCCCACAGCGCUUGUUUGACCUGGCUGGCCCAUGUGUGAUUGAGCCCGAGACCAGGAAGAGAUCCUUCUCGAAGAGGAAGUCGCAUCUUGACCUUCUUAAGUUGGUGAUGGAUGGCAUGACGGAAGCUUGUGUGAAGGGUGGCAUUGAGGCUUGCUAUUCCUCGGUUUCUUGUGCUUGUGCACUACUGGCUGCCCUCGACGAGCUCAGCCAGGGACGUGGCCUGCAUAUAGACCAGGCACAACUUUUGCUCCGUCGACUGGAUGACUUGAAAGAAGGGGCGGAGUUGUCAAGAGAACCAGUGGAGCUCAAUGAGGCUGACUUCCGUUGGCAGCGGCGUGUGCUGUCCUCUGAAAAUGCCACCUGGGAGACUGCCAUUCCUAAACGCAGCCCUGACAUCAGCAUCAGCGUCACCACUGACACAGGCCAGGUUACUCUGGAGGGGGAUCUGGGCCGGACCACCCCAGAAGAGUGUGGAGACGAUGCACGGUUACCUUCGCCUUCGUCCUGUGGAGGCGCUGCAGGGGAAAGUGGUGCCCCUCCAGAUGUGGUGCAGCGCACCCAUGCCCUGGUUUACCCAGACCUCACUAACUUCCUGUCAGUGGAGUCUCGCAUGCGCUCACAUGGCUCGCGCUACAGUGAGAGCAAUUUCAGUAUGGACGAGCAGGAACUUUCGCGCACAGAAUUCGACUCGUGCGAUCAGUACUCCACGGCUGCUGAGAAGGACUCGGGCCGCUCGGAUGUUUCAGAUGUUGGUUCAGACAAUGGCUCAUUGGGUGAUGAUGAGCAGACACUGCGCCAUGCCCCUGCCCAUCGUUCACUGCGCACUGCUGCGCUUUCACUCAAGCUGCUGAAGAACCAGGAGGCGGAUCAGCAGAGUGCCCGCCUCUUUGUUCAGUCUCUGGUGGCAUUGUUGCCACGCCUUCUGGCCCAGCACAGCCCUACUGAUGUGGAUGUCGCUCUACAAAACUUCUCCUCAACAUUCUGCUUGGGUCUGCAAGUAGGUGGGCUUCACUCUCCUGGCUUUGAGGGUAGUGAGAAUCUGAGCUGCCAGGCUUUGAUGAAUGCAGAUGGAUUGUAUUUGGUGUCCUACUACGCCUUGCUUCUCAACCUCAAACUGAGCACCUGUGGAUACUAUGAAAGGAAACCUGCUCCUCCCAUUGUCACUCUGAAAGAGUUUGUGCAUCAUAUCCAGAGCAGUGGUGUUCUAGUGGUGCUCUCUCAGGCCUGGAUAGAGGAACUGUACCACCAAGUGUUAGAGAGGAACCUGCUAGGGGAGGCUGGAUACUGGGAGUCCCCUGAGGAGCACUCACUCCCUCUUAUCACCAUGCUCACAGAUAUUGAUGGACUUGGCAGUAGUGCUAUAGGAGGUCAGCUGAUCAGAAGAGCCUCCUCACAGUCGCCUUUUACAAGUGAUAAGAAAGACAGCAACACAGUGUUGGCAGGUAUAAUGUUUGCACGGUACAUCCUGAUCGGCUGCUGGAAGAACCUGAUCGACACACUGUCUACUCCUCUGACGGGCCGCAUGGCAGGAAGCUCGCGGGCUCUGGCCUUCAUCCUAGGUGCAGAAGGCAUUAAAGUGCAGAACCAGAGGGAGAGAGAAACCAUCUGCCUCAGUCUUGAUGGGCUGCGCAAAGCUGCUGCGCUCAGCUGUGCUCUGGGUGUGGCUGCCAACUGUGCCUCAGCAGUAGCUCAGAUGGCAGCAGCGUCCUGUGUUCCAGAGGAAAAAGAGGAGAAGGAUCAGGCUGAAGCUGGAGAUGCUAUUACUCAGGUUAAGCAUAGAAUGGAGCAGAAACUGGAGCAGAUGGGUCGGGGUCAGGGAGUGAAGCUGCACACUGCUCACAUGCUCUGCAUGGAUGCCAUCCUCAACGUGGGUCUAGAGAUGGGCAGCCAUAAUCAUGAUUGCUGGCCACAUGUCUUCAGAGUGGUGGAGUAUGUGAGCUCGCUGGAGCACAGCCACUUCAGUGAUGGGAGUUCUCAUUCUCCUAUGACCAUCACUCAAACUCAGAAGGCUUCAUCAAUAAUGGGAAAUCCAGAGUUGAGCGUGGAGUCUGUCCCUGAGCUGGAGCUAAGCCUGAGCCAUCCAGUUAUCCAGCCCACUUCCAUCCAGGAGCUAUUGCGUGAAAACAGCAGUGCAAAAGGUUUUGAUCUGCGGGGCGGCAGUCUCCUGACGGGCAACAGCGCUGCUAAAGUUGUCUGCGCACUCUCCACACAGGCGGAUAGACUGUUUGAAGAUGCAGUGAAUAAACUUAACCUGGUGGGUCUAGUGGGUUUCCUGCACCAGCUGAGGAAAGCAUCACAAUCCCAGCUUUUUAACUCGGUCACAGAAACUGGGGACUACUCUUUAGCCAUGCCAGGGGAGGCCAAGUCAACGCAAGACAAGCGCAGUGCUCUUCACCUCUUCAGGCUGGGUGAGGCCAUGCUUCAUAUAGUACGGAACAAGAGCCGGCCACUUCUGCACAUGAUGAGAGCCUGGAGUGUGGUGGCCCCUCAUCUGGUGGAGGCUGCGUGUCAUAAAGAACGUCACGUAUCCCAGAAGGCAGUGUCAUUCAUCCAUGAUGUUCUGAUGGAGGUGCUGAGCAGCUGGGCUGAGCUUCCCCACUUCCACUUCAACGAGGCACUUUUCCGUCCCUUUGAGCACAUCAUGCAGCUGGAGCUCUGUGAUGAGGAUGUACAGGACCAGGUGAUCACAUCCAUCGGGGAGCUGGUGGAGCUGUGCUCUCCUCAGAUUCAGUCAGGCUGGAGGCCGCUCUUCAGUGCUCUGCGCACUGUGCAUGGAAGCAAGAAUGACAUGAAGGACUAUCUGAUUGGAGAAUACUCUAUGGGCAAAUCCCAUGCACCCGUUUUUGACGUCUUUGAGGCCUUUAUUAACACGGACAACAUUCAGGUUUUUGCCAAUGCAGCAACUGACUACAUCAUGUGCCUUAUGAAGUUUGUAAAGGGCCUGGGAGAGGUGGAUUAUAAGGAGAUAGGAGAUUGUGUUCAUGCGAAUGGAUACAGCUCUACAGACCUGUGCCUUCCUGCCCUGGAUUAUCUGAGGAAGUGCUCACAGCUGCUAGCCAAAAUCUACAAAAUGCCUUCAAAGCCAGUGUUUCUGGGUGCACGGCUGGCUAGUCUGCCCAUGAGAGCCCAGGAGCGCUCGGUUAGCAGCGAGGACGGCAUGGAGUCUGUUCUAGCCGAGUUCGAUGAUGACACAGGUCUGAUCCAGGUGUGGAUCUUGCUGUUGGAGCAGCUCACCGCAGCUGUGUCUAAUUGCCCUCGUCAACACCAGCCACCUACACUGGAACUGUUGUUCGAGCUGCUCCGAGAAGUCACUAAAACACCAGGCCCAGGCUUUGCCAUUUUCUCAGUCAUCCAGCUCCUCCUUCCUGUCAUGUCGCUGUGGCUGCAGCGAAGUCAUGCAGAUUAUUCAUACUGGGACAUCGCAGCUGCAAACUUUAAGCACGCCAUCGGGCUUUCAUGCGAGCUCGUGGUAGAGCACGUUCAAAGUUUUAUUCAUUCAGAUAUGGGCUACGAGAGUCUUAUUAACCUGAUGUUGAAGGACUUAUUCAAGCUGUUGGUGGCUUGUGUGGCUGAACCUGCAGAGACCAUCUCCAGAGUUGGCUGUUCCUGUAUCAGAUAUGUUCUGGUGACAGCAGGGCCUGUGUUUACAGAGGAGAUGUGGAGACUGGCCUGCUGUGCCCUGCAGGAUGCCUUCUCCGCUACGCUUGAACCUGUCAAGAACCUGCUUGCGUGUUUUCGGAGUGGUUCGGACACGUUCACAGGGGACGCGUGCGAAGUGAAAGUAGCCGCCCCGACACAUUCUGCUUCAGCUGAGGCUGAGUACUGGAGGAUCCGUGCCAUGGCACAGCAGGUCUUUAUGCUGGACACUCAGUGCUCUCCUAAGACCCCCAGCAGUAAGGAAGGAUUUGAGCAUGCUCAGUCAUGUGUGCUCAUCAUUGAACUUCCUGCAGACCAGCAGUCCAAUGGCCAUGUUCAGAAGAGGAUUCCAUUCAGGACCAUAGUGGUGAGCUUGCUGUCUCACCAGGUGCUGCUGCAGAACCUCUAUGACAUCCUGCUGGAGGAUUUCGUGAAAGGCUCCAGCAGCUCGGAGAGCCAGGAUCGUUUAACCCCCGUCUCGGAGCCCAAAGCCUCUGGAUUUCUACGCUACAUCUCCAUGCAAAAUCUGGCCAUCAUCUUGGACCUCCUGCUCGACUCAUACCGCACGGCGCGGGACUUUGACACACGUCCUGGCCUGAAAUAUCUACUUAUGAAGGUGUCGGGGGUUUGCGGAGCCGCUAACCUGUACCGCCAAUCCGCAAUGAGCUUCAAUAUCUACUUCCAGGCUCUGCUGUGUGCCAUGCUGACCAAUCAGGAGCAGAUCACUGUCGAGCAGGUGAAGAAGAUCCUCAGUGAGGAGGAGGAAGAAGAGGAGGGCAGCUCAGAUUCGUCUCAAGCCUGCUCCUCUGAGGAUGAGGACAUGUUUGAGGAGACGGCCCGUGUGAGCCCACCACGUCGGUGGCGUACUCGCCUGCCUGCUCUGAGUACCCAGCCCGCCAGUGGUGCAGACUGGGCAUGGCUUCUCAAACGCAUGCACAAGCUCUGCAUGGAUCUCUGCACAAACUACAUUCAGAUGCACCUAGAUCUGGAAAGCAGCACCGAGGAGCCACCUCCCACCACACGUCCUGACAGCAUGUUAUUUCUGCCUCUGUUCCCCUCUGAGAGCUCCACCCCUUCGACAGGUGGCCAUUCAGGACGUGGGACACCCUUGGAAGACAACCCUCGCCUUCAUUUGCCCAACAUGCCCUCCUCAGAGGAGGAGGAAAGGAGGAGGAAGAAGGAGUGGUGGGAAAGCGCCAGCAACAAGCUCUAUACCAUCGCCACUGACAAGACCAUCGCCAAGCUGAUGAUGGAGUACAAGAAGCGCAAGCAGCAGCAGCAGCAGCAACAGAACCACGGCUCAUUGACGAAGAAGGCAGGAGAGAGGAUGACGCCAGAAUCGCCCGGGCCACAGAGACCUCAGCAACUCCUCGAUCAGAGGACCAUGAGGCACUCUUUUAGUGCUGGACCAGAACUACUGCGGCAGGACAAGAGGCCACGCUCGGGUUCUACCGCCAGCUCGCAUAACAUCUCCCUCAGAGACUCCGAGGCACAGAUACAAGCAUGGACCAACAUGGUCCUCACCAUCCUGAACCAAAUCCAGCUGUUGCCAGAUGCUACCUUCGUGGCCCUGCAGCCAGCCAUGUUCCCCUGCAUUAGUCAGCUGACGUGUCACGUGACUGACCUCCGUGUACGGCAAGCGGUACGAGAGUGGCUGGGACGCGUAGGACGUGUUUAUGACAUUAUCCUGUGAGGAGCUCGCUGCUUUGUCGUCAUUGUGAGCUGACUAAUUUAUUUUUGUUCUUGGGAUUUGCUGACUGGGAU
This is a messenger RNA of Neoarius graeffei (lesser salmon catfish), 6598 nucleotides long. RefSeq names its product ARFGEF family member 3 (gene arfgef3). Bases 81 to 6527 code for a protein of 2148 amino acids. Gene Ontology annotation, biological process: regulation of ARF protein signal transduction. The transcript has 35 exons. Gene Ontology annotation, molecular function: guanyl-nucleotide exchange factor activity. The record is from RefSeq and is a predicted model, not a curated record. Lineage: Eukaryota; Metazoa; Chordata; Actinopteri; Siluriformes; Ariidae.